ACUCAUCCCCCCAUACAAAACCUCCUCCUCCCACUUACCACAAAACUCCCCAAAAUGGCAUAUUUGCAACCAAAACUCUUAGGAAAAUUUAGUAUUUUCCUUCUCCUUUGCAUAGUCCAAACUUCAUUCUCUUCUUCUUCCCAUCAACAUUUGUCCUCUAGACACCUUUUGACAACUACCCCAAGCAACAUAAUCAAACAAUACCUUAACCCCCACAACAAAGCUAGAGCAAAACUUGGACUUCCACCACUCAAAUGGAGCAAUAAAUUAGCAAAUUACGCAAGCUGGUGGGGACACCAACGACAGGUGAGUUGUGAGUUGGUUCAUUCCCGUGGCGACUACGGGGAGAACCUCUUUUGGGGGAGCGGAAAGGAUUGGAAGCCAAGCGAUGCUGUGACGAUGUGGGCGAAAGAAAGACCUUAUUAUGAUUAUAAGAGCAAUUCUUGCAAGAAAAAUGAGCAAUGCUUGCAUUAUACACAAAUUAUUUGGAAACAAAGCACAAGAGUUGGGUGUGCAAAAGUUUUAUGCAAAACAGGAGAUACUUUGAUUAGUUGCAACUAUGAUCCUCAUGGUAAUGUAGAAGGAGAAAAGCCCUUUUAACACAACAUUUAGAAUCUCAUUCAACGAUUGUUGGGUUUGUGUUGAGAAAUGUACAUAAUAAUGUGAAUUGGGAAAUGUGGGGAAUUAGGUGAAACGCCCUCAUUGGUAGAAUUGAGGAGAAGUUUACGCUGCAACAAAAAUAACUUUUGGCAAUAUUAAAUAUUGACAUUAAUAAAGAGUGUUAAAGUCUUUAUGGACAUUAGUUUAGUGUCAUUAGAACCAAUGUCGCUAAAGGCUUUAGGGAUAUAUACAAAGGUGUUGCGGCUAGGGGCGGAGCCACCUUGGUACAAGGGGGUUCAUCCCUUCGAUGGAAAAUUAUACUAUAUAUAUAUAUGGUUAAAAUAAUAUUUUAUGUAUAUAUAGUAGAUGUCAAACCCCCUUCAGCUACUACAUGUGUCUAUUACUAUGAAUUUUAAACUUCCUUAUUUUAAAUUCUGGCUCCGCCACUGGUAGCAACAAUUAAAUUUUUACAAAUGUGCUAUAUGUACGAAUGAGUUUGUUGAGGUAA
Messenger RNA from Solanum pennellii, 1108 nucleotides. Its product is annotated as pathogenesis-related protein PRB1-3. NCBI's taxonomy places the organism in Eukaryota, Viridiplantae, Streptophyta, Magnoliopsida, Solanales, Solanaceae. Bases 55 to 600 code for a protein of 181 amino acids. The transcript has 2 exons. Gene Ontology annotation, cellular component: extracellular region. The record is from RefSeq and is a predicted model, not a curated record.